CAACUCCCAAAGCCACCGCGCAAGCUACAAAACGACAUCGUCACAUCUCACCCAGCGCCCUCAACCUCACUCACCCUCCGACCGCCCCCACCCCCUUCCGACAGUCGACACCUAGACGGCAUUCCCGACAACCCACCCAACAUGGCAGCCAAAGGAGACAAGAUUGAGAAGAUCAUCACGAGGCUCCAGGCCCGCAUCGGCGAGGGCCAGUUCUACGAAGCCCAGCAGCAGACCCGCGUCGUCGCCGCCCGCUACAUCAAGGCCGCAAACUGGCCCGCCGCCAUCGAUAUCCUGUACAAUGUCGCACAGUCCCUGCUAAAGGCCGAACAAGGCGGCAGCGGCGGCGACUUGGCCGUCAUGCUCGUCGACGUCUUCAAGCAGGCCGAGCUAAAGCCCGACGCCGCCAAUAAGGGCAAGCUGCUCACCCUCCUGCGCCUGUUUGCGGCCCAGGAGCCUACGAGGAAGAAGUUUAUCGGGGAGAUUAUUGCAUGGUCAUCAAAGUUCGGCGAGUACCCCGCCGGCGAUACCGACCUCCACCACGUCGCCGGAUCCCUCUACGCCGAAGAGCACGACGCCUACGAGGCGGAACGACACCUGGUGCUAGGAACAAAGGACUCGGCCGAGGUGCUCGCAAAGAUGGAAUACGUCUGGUACAAGGAGGACGACUCGCACACGGCGCCCCUCUACGCCGCCCGUGCCAUCUUCCCCUACCUCCUCGUCGGCAACGUCCGCGCCGCAAACACCUGCUACCGCCUCUUCGCCUCCUCCCUUAGCGACGACAACAAGGGCCUCGGCGUCCAGGACGUCAGCAGCAACAGCGCCGACCUGCGCAUCUUCCCCGGCCUGCCCCUCCUCAACUUCCUCGGCCUGCUCUUGCUGGCGAUCCAGCGCGGCGCCCCGGACGCCUACAAGCAGCUCCUGGCAAAGUACUCGCCCAACAUUUCCGAAGUCAGCGCGUGGAGCGAGGCGCUCGAGAUCAUUGCCGAAAUGUACUUUGGCAUCUCGCGUCCGAGGCAGAGCAAUCCGCUCAUGGACAUGAUGGGCAGCCUGUUUGGUGGUGCCGGUGGUGGUGGUGCCCCUCAGCAGAGACGUCCCGCGACAAGACGGGUGGAGGCACCCGCGGCUGAAGGCCUGGAUUAGAUGAAGAUGUUUUCCGUCGAUUCGGCGUAGAUGCCCACCGUACGCAAGAGCGCGCUUCAUAAUGAACCAGACGUUGAAAACAUGUGUCGUCGAAGUAACGACCAGGAUAUCCAGAUGGGAAACGCUAGGCAUCCUGUUCAGAAGCCACGGGGCAGCUCCGGCUCGGCCUCGUACAUCCAAUUAUCGUCGGCGAGAGCCGAGACUUUGGCUCGUAAACUGGCUUUGACGGCUUCGAGCAGCUCUAUUUCGUACAGGAGCCGGUUAGAAACCCCUUUUUCCUCCAACGAAGAGUGGACACAAAAGUAUCUCGC
Molecule: messenger RNA, 1451 nt
Organism: Colletotrichum scovillei
Lineage: Eukaryota; Fungi; Ascomycota; Sordariomycetes; Glomerellales; Glomerellaceae
Exons: 2
Coding region: 142-1140 (332 amino acids)
Biological process (GO): protein insertion into ER membrane
Cellular component (GO): TRC complex; cytosol
Molecular function (GO): protein binding
Source: RefSeq, a predicted model, not a curated record